Cuscuta epithymum is the source of this 5446-nucleotide messenger RNA. NCBI's taxonomy places the organism in Eukaryota, Viridiplantae, Streptophyta, Magnoliopsida, Solanales, Convolvulaceae. The record is from the annotation of a GenBank genome assembly.
AUUUUGGCCUAUAUUAUUCAUUAAUCAUUACUCAAUGAUCUUCUCAACAGUCCAGGGCUCGUUACCCGCCCCUAUCUCAGAAUGGCCAUUUCGAGUAGGCCAUGUGAGUAAAAAUGCAUUCUUUUUAAGAAAUUGUGAACAUAUAGGAAGCAGAAGAUGGGGGACGCUUAUAUGAAGUUUAUCUCAAAAGGGAAGGGCCCCUCCCAUCCCACUUGGCAGUUGGGACUUGGGGGUUGAUGAUAAUUAAUCACUUCAGUUAUUGUCCCUCUUCACGGUUUGCAGUCUAGAAAUAGCAUGCACCGCCAUUACAUUAUUAUUAUUAUUAUGGGCAACUACUUCAUUGAUGGCGUAAAAAAUAAAAGGAAAUGGAAAUGCUAUUCCAGAGAAGGGAAAACUAAGGUAAACAGUACCCUGUACGGGCGAUUUGAUCUUGUCUCUUGGAUCGAUCAUUGGUGAUAACUCGUUACUUUCGGUAGCUGGACCGUCCAGCCUGGACAUGCGUACAAGCUGUUUGAUAGGAUGUCAUUGAAUGCUCCUGCAAGUUAGUAGAUGCCAAAAAAUGAACUUUUGUACACCCUUUCCGUUAAAAACAUUUUAUUCUUUAAUUUUUCUAACACUUCAGAACCAAGAGAUAAUUUACUGCAAUUUCAUUUAGUGUCCUUUUCAAGUUAGAUUUUGAAUUAAUUGCAUGCAAUAAAAACGUUGCUUGUAGGGAUGGAGAGAUGAUACUGUUGACAAGCAAGUCUAUGGACACACAGCAUGAGUGUUCUGCGAAGUUAAUGAACUCACCUAAAAACAGCUGACCUGGUAAGCUGAUAUAAAAAUGAAUCUUUUUUUCAUUUCUUUUCUGCGAAUGCACAAAAUCCUGCUAUGUCCUGUUCUUAAGGUCUUAAAGUUCUAAUGGAGAUUAAUGAUUCUCAUUCAAGAAGCGGAAGCUUCAGAGUAAACAGCUCAUCCAUAUGGAGGAACAAUGGGACUGAUGCUUUUGUGAAGUCAUCGAGGAAGGAAGAUGAUGAGGUGGCUCUUAUGUGGGCUGCCCUUCAGAGAGUUCCGACCUAUGACCGCCUAAAGAAGGGAUUGAUUACUGGGUUACUAGGUGAGACCAGUGAAGUUGAUAUUAAGAACAUAGGAUGUGAUGAAAAGAAAAAAAUCCUUGAGAGGUUAAUCAAAGUCCCUGAAAGAGAUAAUGAGAAGUUCUUAUUGAAACUUAAGGAACGCAUUGACAGGGUCUCCAUUGAUAUCCCUUCAGUUGAGGUCAGAUUUGAGCAUUUAAAUGUGGGUGCUGAAGCUUAUGAAGGAAAAAGAGCUUUGCCUUCUAUCACGAACCUUUCAUUAAACAUACUGGAUGUAAUAUUGAAUUGUCUCCACCUACCAACAAAGAAGAAACAUGUUUCUAUUCUUCGUGAUGUUAGUGGAAUCAUCAAGCCUGGCAGACUGACAUUGCUCCUAGGGCCUCCAAGUUCGGGGAAGACCACUCUUCUGCUGGCAUUGGCAGGGAAACUUGAUCCUAGUUUAGAAUUUUCUGGAAGAGUUUCUUACAAUGGGCAUGAGAUGAAUGAAUUUGUGCCCAUGAGGACUGCUGCUUACAUCAGUCAACAGGAUGUCCAUUUUCCAGAAAUGACUGCCCGAGAAACACUGGCAUUUUCUGCAAGAUGUCAAGGUGUUGGCUCCAGAUAUGAAAUUUUAGCAGAGUUAUCUAGAAGAGAAAAAGCUGCAAAUAUUAUACCUGACCGUGAUAUAGAUAUUUUUAUGAAGGCUGCUGCAACAGACGGUCAGGAAGCAAAUGUGGUUGUAGAUUACAUCAUCAAGAUUUUGGGGCUUGAAGGCUGUGAGGAUACAAUUGCAGGAAAUGAAUUGUUUAGGGGCAUGUCAGGAGGAGAGAGAAAGCGGCUCACUGCAGGAGAAAUGCUUGUGGGGCCAGCCAACGUUUUCUUGAUGGAUGAAAUAUCAAGUGGUCUAGACAGUUCAACUACAUUCCAAAUCAUAAAAUCCAUCAAACAAUAUGUACACACUCUCAGUGGGACUGCUGUCAUUUCUCUUCUUCAGCCUGCACCAGAAUGUUAUGACCUGUUUAAUGAUUUAAUACUCAUAUCGGAAGGCCAGAUUGUCUAUCAGGGUCCUUGUGACAAUGUGCUUGAAUUUUUUGAAUAUCAAGGGUUUAGAUGUCCUGAAAGAAAAGGAGUCGCUGACUUCUUGCAAGAAGUAACAUCAAGGAAAGAUCAAAUGCAGUAUUGGGUCCAUAAGGACAAACCUUACAGGUUUGUGACAGUUAGGGAAUUUUCUGAGGCAUUUCAGUCUUUUCAUAUUGGUCGCAAGUUAGGCGAUGAACUUGCUAUUCCAUUUCCAAAGAUAAAAAGUCACCCUGCUGCUUUGACUACCAAAAGAUAUGGUGUCAGUAAGAUGGAGCUCUUGAAAUCUUGUUUUUCGAGAGAAGUUCUGCUGAUGAAGAGAAACAGGAUUCUUCACAUAUUUGGAUUUUCUUGGGUGACACUUUUGGCGCUUAUUACAAUGACACUGUUCAUAAGGACCAAUAUGGAUCGAGACUCGCCAAUUGGUGCACAGAUUUACCUGGGCUCCCUCUUCUGGACUCUUAGUAUCUUCAUGUUUAGUGCAUUACAAGAGUUAGCUCCAACUAUUUUUCGUCUUCCAGUUUUCUACAAGCAAAGGGAUCUUUUGUUUUAUCCUGCUUGGGCCUAUGCUUUACCUACAUGGAUCCUCAGGAUUCCAUUAUCAGUCGUAGAAGUUUCUGCCUGGGUAUUUUCUACAUACUAUGUCAUUGGCUAUGAUCCAGAUGCUGGAAGGUUAUUCAAGCAAUGGAUUUUAAUCAUAAUUUACCGACAACUUUCUUCUGUGUUAUUUAGAUGUGCUGGGGUAAUAGGUAGGAGUAUGACCAAUGCGUUUGUAGUUGGUUCAUUCCUAAUGCUUAUGCUCUUUGCCUUGGGUGGUUUUAUCUUGUCACGAGAUGAAGUCAUGAAAUGGUGGCUCUGGGGUUAUUGGAUAUCUCCGAUGAUGUAUGCUCAAAAUGCUAUCGCCGUAAAUGAAUUCCUUGGAAAAAGUUGGGAUACUGUCCUUCCAUUUUCAUCAGAACCAUUUGGUGUUCUAGUAUUGAAGUAUCGUGGUCUUUUCCCAGAGGCACAUUGGUACUGGCUUGGACUUGGGGCGCUGCUUGGAUUCACAAUUAUUUCAGUCUUGGUUUACAUUCUAGCUUUGACGAACCUAAGACCAUUGUCACCACCUCAUGCUAUUCAGUCACCAGAAUCACAUAGCAAUGAUCAUGAUGUGAGUAGUAGAGGAUCUUCUCAGGUCAAGAGUGGGACCGGUAACAGGAAUUGUGGGAUGAUUCUUCCAUUUGAGCCACACUCAAUUGUGUUUAAUGAAGUUAAAUAUUCUGUAGACAUGCCACAGGAGAUGAAGAUUGAAGGAGUGGUGGGUGGUUCUCUUGAGCUUUUGAAAGGUGUCAGUGGGGCUUUCAGGCCAGGUGUUCUGACAGCUCUUAUGGGAGUCAGUGGUGCAGGUAAAACCACAUUAAUGGAUGUUCUUGCUGGGAGGAAAACGGGUGGGUAUGUUGAAGGGGAAAUUAAAGUAUCUGGCUUUGCAAAGAAGCAGAAAACAUUUGCCCGCAUUUCUGGAUACUGUGAGCAAAAUGACAUCCACUCUCCUCACCUCACAGUGUAUGAAUCCUUGACCUUUUCUGCCUGGCUUCGCUUACCAUCAGAAGUCGAUUCAGAAACUAGAAACUUAUUCAUGAUGGAGGUUAUGGAGUUAGUUGAGCUUACCUCUUUGAGAGAUGCAUUAGUCGGUUUACCUGGGGUGAAUGGUCUAUCAACUGGACAACGGAAAAGGCUCACUAUUGCUGUUGAAUUGGUGGCUAAUCCUUCAAUUAUAUUCAUGGACGAGCCGACAUCUGGUCUUGAUGCAAGGGCUGCUGCAAUUGUCAUGAGGACAGUUCGGAACAUUGUUGACACUGGUAGAACUAUUGUCUGUACUAUCCACCAGCCAAGCAUUGACAUAUUUGAAGCUUUUGAUGAGUUGCUCCUAAUGACACUUGGGGGACAAGAAAUCUACGUUGGCCCAUUAGGCCAUCAUUCUUGCCAUUUAAUAAGUUAUUUUGAGAGUAUUGAAGGCAUAAAAGAAAUAAAGAAUGGUUAUAAUCCUGCCACGUGGGUGCUGGAAAAUACAACACGCGAAAGGGAAGUAGCUCUGGGGAUUAAUUUCAAUGAGAUUUACAGAAAAUCUGAACUGUACCAGAGAAACAUGGCUUUGGUAAAAGAACUGAGCACACCUCCUCUUGGUUCAAGGGAUAUAAAGUUUCCAACCGAAUACUCACAGUCUUUCUUGACUCAAUUCAUAGCUUGCCUCCAGAAACAAAGAUGGUCCUACUGGCAUAACACAUCGUACACUGCCCUCAGGGCCUUUUUCACUAUUGUUAUUGCAUUGAUGUUCGGGACAAUGUUCUGGGACCUUGGUGGAAGAAGGAGUAAGGCACAAGAUUUGUUCAAUGCCAUGGGUUCCAUGUAUGCAGCUGUUCUGUUUAUUGGGUGUCUAAAUGCAUUCAUUGUUCAGCAAGCGGUUGCAGUAGAGCGGACAGUGUUUUAUAGAGAAAAAGCUGCAGGGAUGUAUUCUGCCUUGCCUUUUUCAUUUGCAAUGAUUGUGGUUGAGUUACCAUAUAUUUUGAUACAAGCACUCAUAUAUGGAGCCACGGUAUACUCUAUGAUUGGAUUUGAGUGGACGGUCCGGAAGUUUUCGUGGUAUCUUCUCAUCAUGUUCUUGACGUUCUUGUACUCGACUUUCCUGGGCAUGAUGUCAGUGGCCAUGACCCCAAACCUGGAGGUUGCAUCCAUCAUGGCAACUGGAUCGUUUGGAAUCUGGAACCUGUUCUCGGGAUUCUUGAUUCCCCGACCUCGUGCUCCAGUUUGGUGGAGGUGGUAUUUUCGAUUGUCACCGGUUCAAUGGACGCUGUACGGGCUGGUGGCGUCGCAGUUUGGGGAUUCACAGGAUGUUUUGGAGACGUUCGAAACAGUGGAGAGCUUCUUGAAACAUUAUUUAGGUUUUAGGCGCGAUUUUGUUGGAGAAACUGCAGCUGUACUCUCUGGUUUUGUGCUUCUCUUUGCAGUAUUGUUUGCUUUGGCCAUGAAGAUGCUCAAUUUCCAGAAGAGAUAAUAGAUCGAUUUGACUAUGACCAGCUUGAAUAAGCAGAUCAAGUCCAAAUAUACAAGCCCAUACAAACUGUAAUAAAGCAGAUGGAAUUGUUAGAACUUAGAAUUCUGGAUAUAAACAUAUACUCCAAUAGUCCAAUUUAUAUUUGACAAUUUUUGUUUUGGAAAAUGUUAUUAUGUGCCCAUUUUUUGUCAAACUGUGAAUAUAUCACGAUCUCCAUGUGUAAACAGUUGUGUAAUAUGUGCCUAUUUGUUGUCCCCAAUGGCUAUUUCUAUUUUUUUCCUUUUCC